AUGCCGCUCAGGGCCAAGGGCGGCCGCGUCAGCCCAGGGCGCGCCGAGGUCGGCCGGUCCCUGCUGGCACGCGACGCCUUGCCGUGUCACGAGCUGCUUACCGUACCGCUCGGCUCCACAGGCGUCCGGCCGCAGCGCACGCCGGGGCGCUGGUCACCCGAGCGGACCGACGAGACGGACCCGGAAACUGGCUUCACUGUGUGGGAUGUAGCAAAUUUGAAUUCUCGCUCCAUUGGUUCUCGUAAAAGCAGUUCUCAGUACGGUGAUGAACAAGAGCAGCGAGUACUGGUAUUACUCAACCCAAAAUCUGGUCCAGGCCGAGCUAGAGAUGUCUUUCAGCAGCGAGUUGUACCUGUAUUUGCGGAGGCAGAGAUACCAUUUGAUCUGCAUGUUACUAAGCAUGCUGGGUACGCCAGAGAUUUUGUGAGGUCUAGAGAUAUUUACCAAUGGCGUGCAAUUGUAGUAGUUGGAGGAGAUGGGAUACUGUUUGAGGUAAUUAAUGGCUUGUUUGAACGACCAGACUGGCAGCAGGCAUUUAAGGAAAUUGGUAUUGGAAUUAUACCCUGUGGUUCUGGAAAUGGCUUAGCGAAGACAAUAGCUUAUAUACAUGAGGAACCAUUUGACCAAAACCCUGUACUCAUCUCUACACUGAACAUUAUAAAAGCCAAAAAAGUACCCAUGGAUCUUGUAAGAGUGGAGACAAAGUCACAGAUAAUGUUCUCAUUCCUAUCUGUUGGGUGGGGAUUACUGUCCGAUAUUGAUAUUGAAUCGGAGAAGCUGCGAGCUAUUGGAGGCCAGAGGUUUACUGUAUGGAGUGUGGCUAGGCUAAUAGGGCUGCGGACUUAUCGUGGUCGUCUGUCAUAUGAGCCAGUUGAAGAUGGCCUGUCAGAUGAUAAGAACCGCAUACGACCCAGUGAAGCACUUCUCACACGGAGUUCAAGCCAUUACCCCACUGAAACAGUCUCUACAAUGAGAGAACACACAAAUGGUGUCCCUUCUGAAGGGCGUCUGCAGGCCAUGCAUGCCAGUCGGAGUUUUGAUUUUGGUGCGCUUCCUGAUGAUUUCCUGGAUGAACCAGACACUCUCACCGAUUCUCUUAGCUUGGAGACAGCGGUGUCUCAGGGUAUGAGUGACCUGGACAGUCCAGGAUCAACAAUGAGGCCACGUCUAGACAGCUAUUACUCAGCAAAUUCACGCUACAGUGCAUACUUUUCAACUGCAGACUCAAGUUACCGAUCUGUGGAUGUGACAAUAGCAGGUGACGGUAGCCCGCAUGUUGUAUAUGGACCACCUUCACGUUUACCAGCCCUUACGCAGCCAGUGCCAUCACACUGGAAGACUAUUGAGGGUGAUUUUGUCUUGGUGCAUGCAUCAUACCAGACACACCUUGGCUCCGACUGCCUCUUUGCACCCAGUUCUAAACUAGAUGAUGGUAUUAUCUGGCUGUUAAUUAUUCGUGCGGGAAUAACGCGUACACAGUUGUUACAAUUCUUGCUUGGUCUUUCAUCAGGAAGUCACUUGUCCUGUCCUCGGGCAGAAAUGAUUCCGGUGACAGCAUUCCGCCUUGAGCCUGAGUCUACUCGUGGACACCUGACGGUGGAUGGUGAACUUGUGGAUUAUGGUCCUGUGCAAGCAGAGCUUAUGCCAUCACUGGCAAACAUUAUGUCACGUUGAUGAGGCUAGACAGGUUACUGCUAUUCUGCCUUAGGUCUUCCUGUAUGUAUUUCCAUGGUUACAGCAUUCAGGAAGGAAUGUGUUUUCAGUCGGAGCUGUUAUUGCAGCCUGUUUCCAUUUCACUAACUGAAGCUGCGUCUGUAUGAUAAACCAUUCACCAUUUGCCCAGUAUUCUGUGUAUUGAGACUGAUUGUUUGCUCAUUUGAGUACAUAACUUCUGUACAACUUGCCUCUAAAAAGCUACACAAUUUGUGUAGAAGUAUGAAACUUGCCCUAAAAAUCUGCACAACUUGUGUUGAAGUAUCUCUUGCCUAUGUUGCAUGUGAAUUUUGUAUUUUAAAGAGAAGCACAAAAAGUUACAACCAUGUUGUAUGCAAACAAUGUAAGGUGCUAUUUUAACAAAAUAUUUACCAAAGAGGUAAGUGGAACAUUCUCUAGUUGUCUGCAUCACACAGUGGAAUGCAACAGUUCCACAGCCUUUUUUGUGGGUGCAUUGUGGCUACAAUUAUCAUGUUUUCAUGGUUGUAGAAAAUUUAUGUGCUGUUUAGUACUGGCAGUCUGAUAAGACACACUUCUGUCUCAACGCUGCUGUGAAUAGUACAACCUCAUACUUUGUAGAGUGCAGAUGUCCACUCCAAAUUAUUUUUCAUUUUUUGACUCCAGACAUAUUACUGUACAGUCCUACAUUCAGUAUUUUUAAAAUUCCAUUGUGGAUUUAGCUUUUAACUAUGUAGUAUCAAAACUCUGUCAAAACUAUCUUGGAGUCUAAUUAUGGCUUGGAAGGUAAUAUUUGUAUUGUUUAUCCAGACCGAAACAGUAAACGAUCAUAGUAGGGUUUUAGUAAUUUGUGAAAUUAAAGACUAAACAUAGUUACAUAUUACCCCCAGUUUUAGAAGAGAUUUGCCAUGUUAGAUUUAUCAAAAGUUCCUUUUCUGUUAAUGGGAUCUCUUCUUACAGGAUUUGUGAAUUUGUUUCUUACUUAGCUGUGUACGAAGAGUACAAGGAACUCAAAUGCUGAACUUUUGAUACACACUGACAUGGCAAAUGAUGCAAGGGUCUUGCCAUUUCCUGUUUUCUGUGCAGUCAUUGUAUGUUUGUUAAAAUGUGAGCAAGUGCCAGGUUAUAGGUACACUUAGUACUAUAACAGUAUUUUAGCAUUCUUAAAUAAACAGUAUAUUUGUAAACCAUAGUAAAAUUUACUGCCUAUGAAUAAAAAUCAAACACAAAUUGUACGGUAGUUUUACUGCAGAAAUUCAUCUGCAUGUAAAGGUUUGCAUUGCCAAUAGUCCAUUUCAAGGAUGUUUCACUUCUAUUUUUAUGUGCUUAAAUCAAGUCAACAAUGCUGCAGAGUGAUUCUUUACAAACUUGAUUAAUCAUUUAAAUAUGGUGCUUUGCUGAUAUUGUUACCCAGUUUUCCUCGUAAAUGCACUGUAAAUAUUUUUGCUACAUUUAAUUUGGACCUGUAUUGGUCACUGGGCUGUAUAUACUGUAACUGUUUUGUACAAAGAACAUGCUUCAUACAUUCCAUCCAAGUGUUUAAAAAUUUUAAAGUGUGUACAUUUUUAAUUAUAAUAAGCAUAAAAUGAGUUACUUGUUCAGAAUCUGCUAUUUUUCCCAACAAUAUGUUGUAACUUAAUGUUUUUCAACUUGCCAAUACAUCUUUAUGUAGGCUAUAAUAUGUGAUGAUUUAUCAGCACCUUGGAUUUUUAUUCACAGAGUUUUGUAUUUUAUCUUAAGCAAAGUAAAUAUAGUUCCUAGGGAGUAGCAGGAGAAUAAUAUAAAUUGCAAUCAAACUUUUAAUCAUUCUAAAUGUUUACAAAUCUGUUAAUGCGUUGGUUGUUGUGGUGGCUGCUGAUAGAUUCUUGGUCAUGGAAUCAUAAAAAAGGCAGUAUUUUAGUGUCACAAACUUUGUAAUAAAAUAGAAAGACUGUACUUACUACAAAUGGAAGUCAUGACAGAACUGCCAUGAAAACUGAGGUAAACAAAAAAUUGCAAUAGAGAAGCAAUGAAUACAUUUACCAGAACCAUAAAAAUAGAAACAGAGCAGAAGUCUAGAUAUUAAAGGAGAAAAAUAAGUCUUGCGGUGACUUAGAGAGCUAGAAAUAUCAGAUGAUGUCAUGGAAGAAAUCAAAUGUUUUAUUUCAUUGGACCCUGGAAACUAUUAAAUACUUCAGUUGUUUCCCAAUUUUUCUUGCUAACGUUUGUAGACUGGACUUUAGUCUUGGACACUCAAGAUCAGUCACUGGUUCUUAUCAUGUUGCUGUAAUGUGCUGCACACUUUCUACUUUUUUAAUAUGUCAAUUAUCCUGUAUAGUGUAAUUUUUAUAUUUGACUUUUAAUAUUCAAUACUGUGUAUAUAAUAUCUACUAAGACAAUUUAUAUUGUUAUUAGUGUUGGACACUCCCUAGUCUGAGCCGGAAUACCCAAAGAAAGUCUUAACAAAACCAGUCUCUGAAAAAAAAAAUUCAUAUUGGACAAAAACUACAGCCUGUAAGUUACCACAAUAUACCAUCUUGAAGACACGUACAUAUUGAUUAUUUAAGUCUGAAGUUGAACUACUUUCAGUACAAAGCAUAUCAUGCAAAUGGUGUAAAUUAGGCAUCCUGUGGUUAGUUAUUUGUUUGCCCUUGUUCCAAUGUUUUUAAUUCUGUACUUUUAUUCAUUAUUGCAAAAAAUGAAUAAAAAAAAGAAAUGAGUAGAAUUGUACACAAAUUGAGAACGGAAUGAAUGUCUGGAACGGAUAACGAAUUUCUUGGAAUUAUGACUUGUUUGAGUGUGAACCUGGCAUCAAAAAUGAUUAAAUAUUUUGUAUGUGGACAGAUGUGAGAGACAAUUACAGGAAAAUCACCACUCCAAAAUUGUUCAUUCUUUAUUUCCAACUGUAUGAAUUUACAGUAUGACUUUUGCCACCACAGUCAGCUGAAUCAAUUCCGCAUUAAGGUAGUUAUCAACCUUAUAGGAAGUGGUCUGCAUUUGCAUCUUGUCUCAGUAUUUCUGAUUUGAUUGAUACAUUGGCCAUCCUAUUCAUCAUUUCUCACAUUCUGUUUCUUUACACUUUCAUACAGUCAACAAAGCUUCGGAAAAAGAUUCAAAAGGAAUUAGGUUUUGUGAGUUGAAGUAUGAACUGAAGCAUACCACCCUUUUUAAGAUACAAAUAAAGUUUUAAAAAUCUUAUGAUCAUGUUAAUAAUGGAUGCUUCAUUUUACUUGCUGAUAGUAAAUCACUCACUGGUUUUAUGUUAACUUAAAAAUGUAGCACAAAAUGGCUUAUCAGUUUAUCUGCACAGUGCCAUACUAUUCACUAUGUUACAUAGUGAUAGAGAAAUGUUGCUCACUUUCAUCUGGCACCAGUGUACAUUGUAAGCAAAAUAACAAAGUCUUUAUUUGUAUAUUUUACUCACUAGCUCCUUCCUGUCACUACUUUCUUAUUUUAAAUAUUUUCACUUUUCUUUUUUUGUUGUUUUGAUUUUUUAAAUUUAUUUACUUGUAAACUUACCAGUCAUGUCAUUGAACCACUAUUUCACAUCAUCUAAUUGUUUCCACAUUUAUACAAUGCUGAAGGAUUGUGAACAGAAUACAAACACCAGGAUCAGUGAAAGCUUCAGAACAUACUGUCAAAUCCGAGAUCAAAGUCUGAGUGUCUUCUGCUUAGCAUUGAUACAGUAAGUGAUCAUCUUUAAUCAUUCAUUCAUUACUAGUUUGCUAUUUUUCAUUGUUGUCCAUAAAUUAAAAGUUUCUUACUGCUUAGGUACAGUCCAUAUUACCAUCUUACCCUGUGUCAUUAUUUUCACUUAAAUAUAAAAUACUGAUUUAUUAAAACCUCAUCUUUUCAUGUUCACAUUUGCUUCUAUUGUGUGUUUUCUUAUUAUCUGCACUCUCUCCACCAUCAUCCUAUAAAGCAGGCAGACUGUACUUAUUGUUCAGUUAAGUAGUCCACCUAUUAAUAAAACUGAUACUGUGAUAUGCUUUGAUUAACUUAUAAUGUGAAAAAUGAAGUAUUUUUAUAUGAAUUGCAAUAAUAAAAAGACAGCUGUUCCAAGUCCUCAACCCUCAAUGAGAUUGAUUACAAGACACAGAUUCUUCAUUAGUUGUUGUUUGUUAAUACUGAAAUGCUGCCUCAUUUAUGAUGUGAAAAUUUGAGUUAUUAACAUUUGUGUAUUUUUGAGGAACUGACUUAUUAGCCUAUGUGUAGUAGACAAUGGCUCUUUGCUGGAGGUGUUGAGUUUUUGGAAAGAUACAAGAGCAUGACGUCACUAAGAAGAGAAAGAAGUAGAGCAAGAGAGCUGAAUUUUUCGGUAGCCAUAUUCAUUAAAAUAUGCACUGCAGGUAUAUGUUGUGGUGGCAGUGGAUGCCUCUUUUCUAUAAAUGGAUAACUGUUGUUAUAUUUGACUUUUGAGAGUUUGUUCACAAAUGCUGUGUUCCAUAUUGGCAUAAUUCCUUUCUGAAUAUGAAUUAUUACGUACUCAUCUGUCUUAAUCUUUGAGUUUUCUUGUUUUCAGUUACAGUUGUUUUAUUGAGAAAUAUUACUACUGGGAUUUCACUUGUAUUUCAAUACACUAUUUUUAACAGUUUGUUUUUCUCUGACUAUCAUAAAAAUAAAAGGUUAACUGUAACUGCCUUUCAGUAUAUCAGCUCACAAAAGUUUAUACCUUGUCUUGAACAAUCCUGGAACCAUUAUACAGUAUUGACUGUAUUUUAAUGGUGAAGUCAUGAGACAGAACUUUUCUCCAGUUAUAGCAGGCCUUUUUCUCUUUCAAAGUUACUAUACACAGUUUGUUUUCUCUGCGAGAAGCGCUUAAGAUCCUGUACUAACAUUUUGGAGGAGUGUGGUUGAUAUGCUCAUCAAGAUAUGGGUUUUGUGUGGUUUCCAUUACUUCUGGUAAUUGCUGGGGUAGUCUUGGUACAAUUACAUCAUGUCUACUACCUCUUCUGUCCCCAUACAAUUUAUAGGAUGUUAAAAUUGUCCUGCCUUUCAUCCUUUUCUCAUUGCAUGAUCAAUACAUUAAUCUGAUGCACGACCAUUAUGAUUCUCAUCAUCUUAAUUCUCCUUGUUCUUUUCCUCCUUAUCUCUUGACGAUCUUGAAUUCCCCUUAUUUCCAAUCUGUCCCCAUGUGUUCAUUCACAUUAUAUAUUUCCUUACUUCUUCAUUCGUCAUUUUCUUCUCCUACCCUGUUUUUGUCAUAUGCUUCAAUUUUGAUUCCCAUGUGCCUUGUUCAUGGUCUUUUUUUUUUUCAUACAGACUUGGCAAGUACUGCAGGCUGUGAGUGCACUUUAGCCGUGCUUUAACAUAUCAUAGCAAAUGUUUCUUUUAAUGACACACUAAUCUACAAAUAAUUUAUUCUUAUUUUCUUCUCUCCUUUGCAGAUUACAGGUGACAUUCCCUUUUUUCUAAUUUUUAUUUCAUAUUGAAUUUUUUAUUAAAAAAAAUAUUUCAUAUUCAUUUGAGAGAAGAUUUUCUUCAUUAGUAGCGGAACAUAGUUUUUGGACUAAUUUACAGAACUGUAAUGUGUUCAAAGAUUAAUUCAUAUUUGUAAUUGUUUCAAACAUAUAUUGCCACUAGUAGAGAAUGAUCUUUACUAACUGCAAAUAAUUUUAAUGUGAUAGAAACAAUACAUCAUCAGCACUGUUGUAUCUUUUAAAAGUUUUUGUAUUAUUGUAGAAUUUAUUUUAGAAACAGCAAUUACAUUAUUUCACAUCACAAUUUGGCAGUGGUAUUUAUGUUUUGGGGCCAUUAAUUUAGAAAUCUGUGUUUUUAAUUCUGAAUUUGGUUUCUAUAUCUGCAAUCUGCAGAUACAUUAUAGGUCUGUUAUAGCUGUUGAGAGACCUAUGAUCAAUAAUUUCCUCCUCCAUUGUCUGCUUCCCCAUUGCUCCACUUGCCUUAGAUAUCUGUGACAUAAAUUCUUUCUUUCCAAGAGACUGAAUUCUUAUAGGAUGGCUUCCAAACACAAUGUGGAUUAAUAUGAGUCCACUAGUCGAGAAGAACAUUGAUAAGUGUUUCUUUUAGAGAGGUGAUACUGAUAUUCUAUUGAUCUCUUGGAACAGAGUAUGAAAUAUUUACAAUAAUGUGGUGUACUGUGAUUGAAAACUUUGUGGUUGUGCCAUGGUAAUAAAUGUAUAGUGUGUACAUACCUGUUUGAAUAUAUUAUUUUAUAUUUUUGGUAUUUCUUAUGUUAUUGUAAAUAAAAUGGAUCUUAUAUAUAAUAAAUGUGUGGGAAUAAAUAUAAACUGCACAGUUUU
Molecule: messenger RNA, 7910 nt
Organism: Schistocerca serialis cubense
Lineage: Eukaryota; Metazoa; Arthropoda; Insecta; Orthoptera; Acrididae
Product: sphingosine kinase 1-like
Exons: 10
Coding region: 1-1674 (557 amino acids)
Biological process (GO): sphingosine biosynthetic process
Cellular component (GO): cytoplasm; membrane; intracellular membrane-bounded organelle
Source: RefSeq, a predicted model, not a curated record